AUGACGCCCGUCACGCCGUCCCCAGAUGUCAGCCCGCUGUCAGCCGAACCAACAACCACCGCCGCUCUCUCGCAUGCCCAGUACUCGCGCUCUGGUGAUGCCUUUGCCCUCAACCUCGGCUCGCUGCCUGACGCCAGCAACUUCCUGCUGAAGACGAGCCUCAAGUCGCCGCACCUGCCGCUGGACUCGCCCGCCUGCUUUCCCUUCUCGCCCAUGAGCAACACCUUCCUCAACGGAUCAGGCAACUACAAGAAGCGUUCGCGCAACAUGUCCACCACCUCGAGCGCCGAGCGGGAUGUGCAGUCCAACAUGGACUCGCAGGCCACCCCGCACCAGCACUCGGCCUUUAGCAAUGGCACCACCAACGGCACCGCCGACAUCCAGAGCUCCAACGCGAAGAAGAGACCCAGCGACGGCACCAUCGACUACCCGCGCAGGCGCGCCACCAUCGCGUGCGAGAUAUGCCGCUCGCGCAAGUCCCGCUGCGAUGGCAACCGCCCCAAGUGCAGGCUCUGUACCGAGCUCAACGCCGAGUGCGUCUACCGCGAGCCGGGCAUCAAGCUAGAUGCCGGCGACAAGCUGAUCCUCGAGCACCUGGACCGCAUCGAGGGCCUCUUGCGCACCAACAUGACCGCUCAGCAGCAACCCAGCAGCAUCUUCGGCGGCCUGGCCGCGUCCGGCUCGCCUGCCGCCAGCAACAGCACCAGCGAAGACGUGCUGAUGCGCCAGGGGCCCGGUGCCGCCAUGGGAAUGCUCCCCCUCAACGGACUCGGGACGUGGUCGACCGCCCUAUCCAACAACAUUUCGACCAUGCCCAAGAUCCACAGUACCCCAGCCCUGCACCUGCUGCAGUGGCCCAUGAUCCGGGACCUGGUGUCGCGGCCGUACGACCCACAGGUCUUACUCCAAUUGGAAAUGGCCCGCGAGCCGCUGCACCUGAACUCCUCGCAACGCCUCGACCUGUCCAACACCAACAUUUACGUCCACGCCUUCUUCGACCGCGUCAACGUGUGGUACGCCUGCGUCAAUCCGUAUAACUGGCACUCGUAUUACCGCACCGCUCUCUCCAAUGGCUUCCGCGAGGGCCCUGAGAGCUGCAUCGUCCUCCUGGUCCUUGCCCUCGGUGCUGCGAGCAAUGCGGGCAGCAUAUCGCAGCAGCCACGAGAUAAGGAUCCGCCGGGCAUGUCUUACUUCGCCGCCGCAUGGGCCCUCCUUCCCAACCUCAUGACCAGAAACAACACGCUCGCAGCGCAAUGCCACAUACUGGCCUCAGCAUACCUCUUCUACAUCGUCAGGCCGCUUGAAGCCUGGAACCUUUUGACGAACACGAGCAUGAAGCUUCAGUUGCUGCUCAGUGCGCCAGGCAGGUUACCCCCGCACGCCAAGGAACUGAGCGAGAGAGUGUACUGGAACACGCUGCUUUUUGAAAGCGAUCUGCUCGCCGAGCUCGACCUCCCCCACUCGGGCAUCGUCCAGUUCGAGGAAACCGUGGGCCUACCCGGCGGUUUCGAGGACGAGGGUGACGAGCCGCCGGCCGGCCGCGACGAGUUGUGGUACUUUCUGGCGGAAAUCGCACUGCGACGGCUCCUCAACCGCGUCAGCCACCUCAUCUACACCAAGACGUCGACCAACACAUCCAUUGCAUCGUUGGAGCCCUUGGUCGCCGAGCUAGACUUUCAGCUCACGCAGUGGUAUGAGGGCCUGCCUCUUCCGGUGCAGUUCCCGCACAGCAGAGUUCCGCUGUCGAAUCCCGUACAGACGGUGCUGCGCCUGCGAUACUUUGCAUGCAGAACCAUUAUUUUCCGGCCAUACAUCCUCGCCGUGCUCAAUGACGAAUCGGCAGCCAUGGACUUGGUGGUGCAGGAGAAUUGUCGACGGUGCCUGGAAGCCUGCAUCCGCCAAUUGGAGCAUAUCUCCGCGCAUCAUGCCGGCCACCUUCCCUAUCUGUGGCAGGGCGCACUGUCAAUCGUUUCGCAAACCCUGCUCGUCAUGGGGGCGACUAUGUCACCCUCGCUCUCGGCACUUCUGCCGCCGCCAGCAGCCAUGGAUUCUAUCAUAAACGACGUGGUCCUCGAAAUUGAGCGCUACGCCCAUCUGGCGCCCAGCCUCCGCCUGUCGGCCGAGAUCAUUCGCGAGGCUGAGGAACGACGUCAAAUGUUCUUGCGAUCUGCCGGCUUGAAGGUUUGA
Molecule: messenger RNA, 2187 nt
Organism: Lasiodiplodia theobromae
Lineage: Eukaryota; Fungi; Ascomycota; Dothideomycetes; Botryosphaeriales; Botryosphaeriaceae
Product: C6 finger domain-containing protein
Exons: 6
Coding region: 1-2187 (728 amino acids)
Biological process (GO): regulation of DNA-templated transcription
Molecular function (GO): zinc ion binding; DNA-binding transcription factor activity, RNA polymerase II-specific
Source: RefSeq, a predicted model, not a curated record